Symbiodinium sp. CCMP2592 is the source of this 3306-nucleotide messenger RNA. NCBI's taxonomy places the organism in Eukaryota, Dinophyceae, Suessiales, Symbiodiniaceae. The record is from the annotation of a GenBank genome assembly.
AUGUUCAUGUCCACGGCUCUCGGCUACCUGAUCUCGAGCGUCGGCCAAUUCAUCGCCGGCUUGUCUCUCGCAUUCGUCACAGGAUGGCAGCUUGCUUUGGUCGUUUGUGCCACAAUUCCAAUCUUGGCAACCCUGGGUCAUCGCAUGGGCAGAGAGAUCGAGCAGGGAGUUUUCGACCAGCAAGCAAACUUCGCUCGAGCCUCCUCCGUUGCGGAGGAGUCGCUGAUGGCUAUCCGAACCGUUGCUGCCUUCGGUGCAGAAAACGCCGAGUCUGCACGUUUCGAGAAAGAGCUCUUGUCGGCGAAGAUGGGGGGAAUUCGUUCGGGAGUGAAAAUCGGUGCCGCCUGGGGCGGCCUCAACUUCUUCUAUUCCUGCCUCUACGGGCUGGCACUGUGGUUCGGCGGCCACAUCCUCCUCUCAGCGGAGAACGUGGAUUUUGAACCGAGCCAUGUCGUCACUGUCAUGAUCGCUAUGAUGGUCGGUGUUUCGGGGCUCAGUUCUUUCAGUGGCUUUGCCCCGGCAAUGGCGAAAGCUUAUGCCUCCGCCAUUUCGAUGAGGGAGGUGAUGUCAGCGGCAGAGGCGCGCGCCAUCGAGCGCCCGCUGUACAGCAAGGACGCACUCCCCGAAGCUCUGAGUACCGUGGAGACCCUCGAGUUCAGAAACGUGAGCUUCAGGUACCCGACCCGGAAGGAACGGUGGGUCCUCAGCAACUUCAACUUCAGAGUCGAGAGAGGCCAGAAGAUCGCUUUCGUUGGAGAGAGUGGAUGUGGCAAGAGCACCACUAUCCAGCUCCUGGAGCGCUUCUACGACCCCUGCGCCGGCGAAAUUCUCGUGAAUGGAAUCAAUUUGAGUCAAGUGCCAGCCAAGGCUUGGCGGAAGCUCAUCGGUUACGUCGGCCAAGAGCCUGUCCUUUUCGCCACUUCGGCCAUGAACAACCUGAAGGCUGGGGACGACUCCAUCAGUGACGAGCAGGUCCAUGAGGCGGCGAAAGCUGCUCAAAUCUACGACGACCUCAUGAGCCUUCCAGAGGAGUUCGACACCUUCGUGGGUGCAGGAGGUGGGCUGUUGUCCGGAGGCCAAAGGCAACGUGUUGCGAUUGCAAGGGCCCUGGCCAAACGUCCGCAGAUCCUCCUGCUGGACGAAGCUACUUCCGCCUUGGACAACGAGUCCGAACGCUUGGUGCAGGCGACUCUUGACUCCUUGAACACAGUCAUAGGCCCCAUCACGACCAUCUCCAUUGCCCACAGGCUUACCACCAUCAAGGGCUCGGAUGUGAUUUACGUACUCAAGAAUGGCCGCUGCUGUGAGCAGGGAACACAUGAAGAUCUUAUUGAGAGGCCCUGUGGCGAAUACUACAGCAUGGCCAAGUUACAGCAAGCCAAUGAAGACCCCGACGACCAGGAGGAGACCCCGACGAUGGCGCCACCGACGCGGAGUGAGACACGGAAGAUAAGCAUGAAGAGCAUCAUGAGCAUGCAGAAGUCCAUGGCCCUGCGCCGCAGUGGCACAGCGAUGAGCUUCUAUGGGACUGCCUUUGGUGCGGAAGGUGGGCAUGUGACACCUCGUGUUUGGUGCCGACUCGUUGGCAUCAUGAGGCUCUACUGGUGGGUGUGGCCGAUGGUCGUCGUGAUCAUUGUCCUAGACGCCGCUACGAUGCCUCUCGAGGCGAUUUUCUUCAAUGCAGGCAUCCUCUCGCUCUUCAACAGCAAAGUCGAGGGUGUUGAAGCAAUGUAUCCUCAUUUGGACCGCGCUGUCCUUGGCCUCAUCUCCGUCGGCUUGGCUUCAGGUCUGGCAGUGCUAUGCCAGAAUUCGCUCUUUUCCUACUUGCAGGAGUGCCUCUGUAUGCUUCUGCGCAAGAUGGCCUUCGUGUCGACCAUCCGCAUGGAUAUGGCCUUCUUCGAUGCUCCUGAGAACCAGACAGGAAGCAUCCUGGUGUCAUUGGAGAGGCACAUGAACCGCGUAGGGCAGAUGAUGGGCAUCCAGCUUGGAAACUCGACGAGUGCCAUCUUCACCUGCCUUAUCAGCGUGGGCGUGAGCUUUGCAGGAUCUUGGGUCUUGGCGCUGAUCCUCCUAGGUUUGAUGCCCAUUUGUGGAUUCCUUGGUCUGGUGGUCGCUGCUUUUGCCACCGCCGUGGAUCUGAAUGCAGAGGAGACAUACUCCAAGGCAGGCAAGCAGACGGCCGAGGCAGCUACGGCCAUUCGCACCGUGAAGGCACUCGGGGCAGAGGAAUACACCAUGGAAGUUUUGGAUGAGUUGUUGCUCAUCCUAACCGAGGUGAACACAGGGAGAUCCUGGAAGCUGGGUCUGUCUCUGGGUUUGAACAUGUGCAUGAUCCAGUGCAUCUACCUUGCAGGCUUUGGCAUGAGUGCUGCCUGCAUUCAGUACUGGAGCUUCAAUGCGCAUGAGGUGCUGCUGACCCUCUUCUGCGUCAUGUUCGGUGUCAUGUCCGUGAGUACCAUCGUGCAGUUCAUCCCAGACUCAGCAUCUGGUUACCACGCCGCCUCGGAGGUCUUCCGACUGAUUGACCAAGUUUCCAAGAUUGAUGCCACACAGCCGACGGGAAAGAUCGAGAGCAUCGGAGAUGGUAAUAUCGAAUUCAAAGAGGUGUACUUCUGGUAUCCCCACCGCCCCGAGGUGCGCGUGCUCAAGAAGCUCAGCUUCACCAUCGAGAAAGGUCAGGCAGUGGCUUUCGUUGGCUUCUCGGGCAGUGGCAAGUCUACCGUGAUUCAGCUUCUGCAGCGUUUCUACGACCCUCAGACCGGCUCGAUCCAGGUGGGUGGCCAGAACUUGUGCGACCUGAAUGUUGCUUUCUGGCGGAAGCAGAUCGGGAUGGUAGGGCAGGAGCCGGUUCUCUUCGACGUGUCCCUGGAAGAGAAUGUAAAGUAUGGCUAUCCUGAGGCCACAGAUGCGCAAGUGAAGGAUGCAGCCAGGGUGGCCAACAUGGACUAUGCCUUCGCAGGGUCUGUGAAGUGGAGCGACCGAGUCGGCCUUCGGGGAGAGAAGCUGUCAGGUGGGCAGAAGCAACGCUGCGCAAUCGCUCGGGCCCUCCUUCGUCGACCGCAGUUUUUGCUUCUUGAUGAGGCGACGUCAGCUCUGGACUCCACUUCCGAGCGCCUGGUGCAACAAGCGAUGCAGGAGGCCAGGGUCGGCAAGACCACGAUCACCGUGGCUCAUCGCCUCUCCACGAUUCAGAACUCGGACAAGAUCUUCGUGAUGGCAAACGGCCGGAUCCUGGAAUCAGGCACCUAUCACGAGCUGAUCAACAUGGAUGGAAGCUUUGCAAAGCUGGCGGCCCGCAGUUUGUGA